AUGGACGCGUUCAACAACUCAGGUAAAAGGGAAAAAAGCGCGGACGUUGCUGCUGCUGGCGGGACUAACAUUGCCAGCACUCGAUUUCGACCAAUACCUCGAGACCCACAAAAUAUACGGAAAGCAACUCGAGUAAUUGAUGCAGAAUUCGAUCUUGAGAUACUAUUACGGCAACAAGAAUUACAUCAAAUACAAGUAGAACUUGAAAAAUCCGAAAUUACGCUCGAGACCUUGAAGAAUUGCUUGAUUGAAGCCGAAAAUUCACAAGUUGACUUUUCGCAUGACGCUCAACAACAUCAGCGUGGCAGUGAUGUUAAUGGUACCGCAAACAUCAACAACAAUAUCCCUUCAAUAAUACCUACGCGGCAAUCAACACGUAAGGUUGUAUCGACGCGCGAUAAAGAUUACUUAUAUUUUGAUCCAUGUAGAGAUUUGUUCUCGAGAAGAAAUGACGGGACAUUUGUAAAAUUAACUUGUCCAGAAUGUCAUCGAUCGAGAUUUAUCAACGUACAAGGGUUCCUUAAUCAUUGUCGUCUUUCUCACAAGAUUGAAUUUCCAAAUCACGAAGAAGCACUUUUAUUAUGUGGUACACCUGUGGACGAAAGCAUCGUGCCUCCUGAUCAUCCGGCUAGAUCCCGGAUUAUUACGAGACCGCCGUCACUUCGAUCAAUAUUAGAUCAAAGUGAAAGAGCGCAACAGUUACCUAG
Molecule: messenger RNA, 707 nt
Organism: Ambispora leptoticha
Lineage: Eukaryota; Fungi; Glomeromycota; Glomeromycetes; Archaeosporales; Ambisporaceae
Source: the annotation of a GenBank genome assembly